GAAAAAGUGUGAACAUUGAGUGUAAAAUGUUAAGGACUGAUACCAUCUUGUGCGAAUGAUGACAAUAGAGAAGUUCGUUGAAAAUGAGAGUGGGUGCGCUGGUACCGCUUCUGUGUCUUUUGGAUAUCAUUCUUGGAUCUAGAGUGAUACUGGUGGAAAAUGCGCCAACGUGCUUCAGAAGAGUGCUGGCAGGGAGGCGGGCCCUCCGCAGCUUCGUUCGGAAGGCGAUCGCGUGUGAGAGGCUGGAGGAUUGUCGCCGGGAGUGCGCUGAGGAGAGGAGGUUCCAUUGCGAGAGCUUCAACUACCGAUUGGACCCCUCCUUCCGUGGUAAAGGUCUCUGCGAGCUGAUGACGAAGCCGAUCGAAGCUUUCGACGUCGACCGGGACUUCGUGGAAGACAAGGACUACGACUUCUAUGAAGUGGACAGGAAUAGCCUGGAGCCAAACUGCCCGGAGUCAUUGGGAGGACCAGGGUUGCUGCACUCGGGGUUUUUAUCUUCUAAGCCUAAUAGAUUACCGAUCUACCAGAACCAGUGGGACAGAAACGACUGGCAAGACAGCAGGUACAACCGGGACUACAACCGGUUCGAUGACAAGAGGAGGUAUAACGGGGGUAGAAGGAAGUAUGAUGACCAGUUCUACGUGCCGUAUCAGAUUGGUGUAGGCCGCAGCAGUGAAGCUGACAUCGAAAACUGGGGCACCUACGGCGGUGUCUAUGGCGGUUACGACAACUACUACAAGGAUCCAAACGAUUUCUACAACAGCGUCAACCAUUGGCGUAUACCCAACAACAGCAGGACCUAUGGCGUCAAGCCUGGAUACAAUACUGACUUUGAUUACUUUAGUCUUGGGAAGGAGAGGUCCUGGGAGAGCCAGAGAUACGGAUCCUGGAAGAGAGGGAGGUGGAAUUCUUCGGGGACUAGUGGUUUAGACUAUGGGGAGUCUAAUUAUUAUAAGCCAAGCAAGCCUCACCAUUAUGCUGAGGAUCGGGAUGACGAUGUUGGUGGUAAAGACUGCUCCUCACGAAGACGACCAGGGAUGUCCCUGGGUUCUGGAGCCAUCCGAAGGUCCCUGCUUGCCAGGAAUGUGGUGGAGUGCGAGGCUGCCUGCUUUGAAGAGAGGGAGUUCAAAUGCGUGUCGUAUAGCUACAGAUAUUCAAGCUCCCGAGGCACAGACAACUGUUUCCUCAGUGAGCGACCGUACCGAGGGUUGGAAUUGUCGGCUGACAGCGGCUCUGAUGUAUACGCCAUGCCGCAAGACCAGGGCUGCUCUGUCAUCAGUCACAGACCUUGGGUUGAGAGUGAAUGUUUCUGGCACGUCCGCUCCGAAGCAGCAGUAAGCGGAGGAGCAGUGAGGGCCGCACUGACCGUGACAGGGCUCGGCGCGUGCGAGGCGGAGUGCAUACGGGCUCAUGCGUUCUUCUGUCGGGGAUUCAGCUUCAGAUACGACGCCCCCUCCAUAGGGGAUGACUUAGCCAACUGUAUCCUCACGUCAUCACCCCCCACCUCCCUAACUGGGGGGAGUGUUCGUCGCUCCCACGGACACGAGUUAUACGCGAGGGGGAACUACGGACGAGGGUGUGAACCGGCGUUGUAUGAUGACGCGAGGCACAGCCACCAGGAAGAUGGGGAAUGUUAUCUGCAAUACGACAACGCUGCGAAGCUGAUAGGCGCCGCCGUGCGUGGUCAAGCGAGGAUCCGACUCUUCGACCUCCAACGAGGGGUGGACUACCAGCACUCCACCGACGACUGGCUGUUUGCUUUCGAUUUGUUCAACGGCCAGUGCUGGAGGAAGGUGCACGGGAAACAUGGCUAUGAGGAGCCAUCUUCGGAACUGCCUCGACCGUUGAUUCCAGGGGAAUCGUACCCUGGCUCUAGCCCAAGUGGGCCAGGGUACCCAUCGGCAGCUUCUGAACCUUACCUUCCCGCUUCUGGACCCCCAAGCGGCCAUGAUUAUAAACCUGGAUACCCCUCAGGCCCACCCAGUGGCCCUGGGUACAAACCUAUCUACCCCUCCAGUCCAGGGUACCACGAACCAAGCGGCCCCGGUCCAUCCGGUCCUAGUUACAAACCCGGUUACCCCGAACCGUGCGCACCGGGUUGCCAACCUCCUUUUAGGCCGUCAGAACCGAGCGGACCCGGUUAUCACAAACCGGAUUACAGACCGGGUCCGAGCAGGCCCAGUUACUUACCCGGGCCGAAACCUGAUUAUGGUUCAGAACCAAGUGGUCCUGGAUACUUGCCUAGGCCAAAACCGGAUUAUAGACCCGACCCGGUUAGACCCAGUUACUCCCCGGGGUAUGAACCUGGCUAUCGACCAUCAGGAGUGCCCGGAUAUCCAGAUUCCGGGUUCAAGCCAGGGUACCCGCCUCCACAGCCGGAACCAGGGUACAGGCCAGGGGAAGGUAGGCCCAGGCCUUAUCCUGAGGGACCUGGUGGGCCUAGUAGGCCCAAACCUGGGCAUGGAGGACAUAGGGAAGAAGAACCAAUAUCAGUAUCAUGGCGCCACUACACCGUGUCUGGGUUCCCCUGUCGCGCUGGUACCACUUGUGCCCAGAAUAAGGUCGCUGGGCAUUGGGCCUGCGAACCAGAAGGGGGAGAAGUUGGUUCUUGGGACUACUGUUGCGCGCCGACUCACCGUUGUGGAUACAGCGAAGGUUUCCCAAAGCCAUGGUGCUACGUAGGAACGAUUGAAGACCAAUGGCGUCCUUGCAGCGAGAAGUACUAUCCGUACCACCAGCACAAUAUACCACACCCCUCUCAGGGAGGACACAGAGAUGACCACCGAGCGCCCCAAAGGCCCCCCGGCCCCCCGGCCCAUCCGAACAGAUUCCAAGAUGGCGACCGACCGCACUUAGGCCCGUACGCGUCCGAAGCAGAGAGAAAAUACUGGGAUGAUCUAUACAAGAAUGGACCACAAGCGUAUUACGAUAAAUACGGGAAUCCCUUGCCAGGAUACACCAAAGUACCGACCGCCAGUCGUCCGUACAUCAAGUACCGUCACAACUACCAAGGACCUGGGUCCGGCACGUGGGUCCCAGUAGCAGGGGACCCCGACCCUCACGGCUCUGGAGGACUUGGAGCUCCCAGGUAUGUAUAAAAUCUGUAACUGUACUCGAAAUCACUCCAAAUAUCUGUUGGAAAGUUAGAAACUUUUGGUUAAACGCAAG
Messenger RNA from Ostrinia nubilalis (European corn borer), 3168 nucleotides. RefSeq lists its product as uncharacterized. Lineage: Eukaryota; Metazoa; Arthropoda; Insecta; Lepidoptera; Crambidae. The transcript is spliced from 18 exons. The record is from RefSeq and is a predicted model, not a curated record. The coding region runs from base 84 to 3098 and encodes 1004 amino acids.